This is a messenger RNA of Talaromyces proteolyticus, 597 nucleotides long. Its product is annotated as putative secretory pathway protein Ssp120. Gene Ontology annotation, cellular component: extracellular exosome; endoplasmic reticulum-Golgi intermediate compartment. Lineage: Eukaryota; Fungi; Ascomycota; Eurotiomycetes; Eurotiales; Trichocomaceae. The transcript is spliced from 2 exons. Bases 1 to 597 code for a protein of 198 amino acids. The record is from RefSeq and is a predicted model, not a curated record. Gene Ontology annotation, molecular function: calcium ion binding.
AUGCGCGGCAUCGUCCCAGCGCUACUUGGAUUGGCAACUGUUGCUUACAGCCACGGUAACCACCAAGGUGGUGCUGAUGUGGAAACCGAUUGGGCCACGAGGCACAUGAAAGAGGAACAUCACAUUGACACCUUCGACGCCGGCUCAUUCUUCGCUCUACACGACUACGACAAUUCUGGAGACUGGUCGCCUGAUGAAAUUCGCAAAACAUACGGUCUACAAGACCCAUCCAAUGCCCAUGUGACCGAGAGCCAAAAAGAAGCAUUGGUACGAGACGUCUUGAGCCAAUUUGACCCUUCCGGCACUGGUGAAAUCACCCGCGAAGAAUGGAUUCGUCAAACCCAAGCUGGUAAAAGACUACCCGACUUCGGAUACGGCCCUGGACACCAUGGCGAUAUCGAGUAUGAGUAUGAAAUCCAUCAUUUUGAGCAAUUCCACGGCGAAGAUGCCAAGGAGGAAGACUUGACGCAUCCCGAAGAUAUUGAGCAUUUCAAGCUGCACGACGAGUUGGAAUUGGCCGAGCAGAGACUGGGGCAGCUGGAGAGAAUGCAGAUCGUUGAUUCGAACAUUCCUCAGAAAUUUCUACGCAUUCAAUGA